CGGGCCGCCCUACCCUCUGUAGCCCACCCCCCUCUUAAAGCGGCGGCGGGAAGAUGAGGUUCCGGGAGCCGCUCCUGGGCGGCGGUGCUGCGAUGCCGGGCGCAUCCCUGCAACGGGCCUGCCGCCUGCUCGUGGCUGUCUGCGCGUUGCACCUUGGCGUCACCCUCGUCUACUACCUGGCCGGCCGCGACCUGAGCCGCCUGCCCUUUCUGGUCGGAGUCCCCACACCUCUGCAGGGCAGUUCGAACGGCGCCGCCGCCAUCAGGCAGCCCUCCGGGGUGCCUCGGCCGCGAGGGACAGCGCCUCCGUCGCCUUUUGAAGCUUCCUUCCAGCCGCGUCCAGGUCGCGAUUCCGGCCCAGACGCGAACUCUCGCCUCGGCCCCGCGAGCAACCUGACUUCGGCCCCAGAGUUCCCCAUCAUAGCACUGCCUCUGCCCGCUUGCCCUGAGGAGUCCCCGCUGCUCGCCGGCCCCUUGACGAUAGAGUUUAAUAUGCCUGUGGACCUGACACUUGUGGCGGAGCAGAACCCUGAGGUGAAGAUGGGCGGUCGCUAUGCCCCCAAGGACUGCAUCUCUUCUCACAAGGUGGCCAUCAUUAUUCCAUUCCGAAAGCGGCAGGAACACCUAAAGUACUGGCUGUAUUACUUGCACCCAAUCCUGCAACGUCAGCAGUUGGACUAUGGCAUCUAUGUUAUCAACCAGGCUGGAGAGUCCAUGUUCAAUCGUGCUAAGCUCCUCAACAUUGGCUUUCGAGAGGCCUUGAAAGACUACAACUACAGCUGCUUCGUGUUUAGUGAUGUGGAUCUCAUUCCAAUGGAUGAUCGUAAUGCCUACAGGUGUUUUUCACAGCCACGGCACAUUUCUGUAGCAAUGGAUAAGUUUGGAUUUAGCCUACCUUAUGUUCAGUAUUUUGGAGGUGUCUCUGCUCUAAGUAAACAACAGUUUCUCACCAUCAAUGGAUUUCCUAAUAAUUAUUGGGGCUGGGGAGGUGAAGAUGAUGACAUUUUUAACAGGUUAGCUUUUAGAGGUAUGUCUAUAUCUCGCCCAAAUGCUGUGAUUGGAAAGUGUCGGAUGAUUCGCCACUCAAGAGAUAAGAAAAAUGAACCCAAUCCUCAGAGAUUUGACCGAAUUGCACAUACGAAGGAGACAAUGCUCUCUGAUGGUUUGAACUCACUCACUUACGAGGUGUUGGACGUACAGAGAUACCCAUUAUAUACCAAAAUCACAGUGGACGUCGGGACACCGAGCUAGCAUUUUGGUGCACUGAUAAGAGACCUAAAAAUGGCCAGGGACCUCAGCUGUGUCGCUGCCAAUGUGCUGGGCUGGUCUCUCUCAUUCUUACCAAUCAGAGUGAUAGGCCCCCUUCACUCAUCACUCACAUGCCUUUCCAGAUGGCCAGGACAGAGUCGGGUAUUUUGUCCCCAAAUUGGCUCAGCAUGUGACUUCUUAGCUCUACGAGGCGUUUGUAAGUGUAGAACCAGUCAGCCUUUGGGGGGCUCUCAGCACAUCUACAGUGUCACCCUAAAGAAUCAGAGCUGUAUACAACCCCAAAAUUGGUUCCCGUGGGACUCAUUCCCAGCUAUAAACUAUUACUUUGUUGUGAAAUAGGUAGGACUUUUGCUUUAAAAUGUGUAUUCAUAUUAUUUUAUGAAAAAUUGGAGAGUGCUGCUGAAAUUGUAUUGAUGUGAUAUUUUUUGGUUGUCAUAUUUUAACAAAACAUACAGCUUAACUAUUCUCAUUUUA
Molecule: messenger RNA, 1742 nt
Organism: Pteropus alecto (black flying fox)
Lineage: Eukaryota; Metazoa; Chordata; Mammalia; Chiroptera; Pteropodidae
Gene: B4GALT1
Product: beta-1,4-galactosyltransferase 1
Exons: 6
Coding region: 54-1250 (398 amino acids)
Biological process (GO): carbohydrate metabolic process; protein N-linked glycosylation
Molecular function (GO): cytoskeletal protein binding; beta-N-acetylglucosaminylglycopeptide beta-1,4-galactosyltransferase activity
Source: RefSeq, a predicted model, not a curated record